Molecule: messenger RNA, 537 nt
Organism: Besnoitia besnoiti
Lineage: Eukaryota; Apicomplexa; Conoidasida; Eucoccidiorida; Sarcocystidae
Exons: 7
Coding region: 1-537 (178 amino acids)
Source: RefSeq, a predicted model, not a curated record
AUGGCGCGUCGGAUGCCGGAGUCUGCCUCAGCAGGAGCGAGCGAAGCGCCCGCGUCUAAUGGCCGCAUGCGAUGCAUUCAGGGCUACUGGGUGACGGUGUCUCCCGUCCCGCCUCCGAGCGUGCAGGCGACCAAAGCGGACAUCGAGAGAGAAGUCGCCCCCUGCUGCGAUUGCGUUUACGACAAGCCUAGCCGUCAGCUGCAUUUGGGCUUCCAGUCCGAGGAUCUUGCGAAUGGCGCGACCCUGCUCAACUCGUACGCGCUGGGAUUCGCGCCUCAGCUUACUAUCCGCUUGGCCACCGACCCUGCCAUUCUCCGGCGGAAAGUGCUCACAGACUUCACGGACGACUGGCCGGUGCGCUGGGAGCACAAGACGCUUCUCUUCAAGACGCCGAAUAUUCUUUUGGAGUUCCUGGAGGGCUUCUGGGAGACGCUCUCGCGUUGGCUGUUUGGCGCGCGGAGCAGGCGGUCGGCGCGCGCGCCCUCGCAGCAGAAUGCAGAGCCAGGCUCUCCGUCCAGCACAGAAAAAACAAAGUAG